This is a messenger RNA of Arabidopsis thaliana (thale cress), 2161 nucleotides long. RefSeq names its product disease resistance protein (TIR-NBS class). Gene Ontology annotation, biological process: defense response; signal transduction. The transcript has 3 exons. NCBI's taxonomy places the organism in Eukaryota, Viridiplantae, Streptophyta, Magnoliopsida, Brassicales, Brassicaceae. Bases 59 to 1978 code for a protein of 639 amino acids. The record is from RefSeq and is marked reviewed. Gene Ontology annotation, molecular function: ADP binding.
CUAGUUUCUCAUAUUGCCAAAGGAGUAGCAACCCUGAAUCUGGCUUUGUUGGAAACUUAUGUCUUCCUCUUCUUCCUCUUCCAGUCAGAAAUUCUACGUUUUUCUGAGCUUCCAAGGCCUGGACACCCGUAGAACCUUUGUCAGCCAUCUCCGCCGUUCAUUGGACAGAAAAGGCAUUAAGACUUUUGAAGAUGAAAAUGAGUCUCUGAGAGGUGAAUUAGAUUCUUCUGCGGUCUAUCAGACAAUUGGAGAGUCAAAAGUGGCCGUUGUCUUGAUAUCGGUGAACUAUGCCUCUUCACCUUUGUGCCUGGAUAGUCUCCUUAAGAUUUUGAAGUUUCACCAGUCAGGUUCACUCGUUUUGAUACCAAUCUUCUAUGAAGUUGAUCCUAUGGAUGUAAGAAAACAAAUUGGGAAACUGUACGAAGCAUUCUCAUUGCAUGAGAGAGAAAACCCUGAAAAGGUUCAAACAUGGAGGCAAGCACUGUCCCAACUGGUCAGCAUUCCGGGCGGCCAGUACUCAGAGAUUUGGGAUGGUGAUGCAGAGCUGAUCCAUCAAAUUACCGUUGACAUAUGGAAUAUAUUUGUCGCUUCCAAGUCAAGUGAUUUGUGUGGUCUUGUGGGGAUGGAUCGCCACAUGAAAGCCAUGUAUAGAUUGUUAGAUUUAGGAUUGAAAGAUGAAGUUCGUCAUAUCAAAAUUUGGGGUAGCCGAGACAUCGGCAAGACUGAGUUUGCAAAAUAUCUGUAUGAAGAGAUUUUGCACAACUUUGAUACCCAUGUCAUGUUAAAAGCUCCACAAAGAAUUUCGCGUUUUGAGGAGGUUCGUUUGGCAGAAUAUGUGUGUCUUCGACUUGAGAAAGCAAGAACUUUGUCAAAAACAUCGAAGGACACUGCAUCAAGGUUUCUCCUCGUACUGGAUAAUGUGAAUGAAUCAUUUGACCCAAUAAGAAAACUUGCAAGGGUGAUUAGUUCUUUUGGUCCAGGGAGCAGGAUCAUUACAACCACCCGAAACUUGCAGUUCAGUUCGACUUCCCCUUUACCGUUUCAAUAUGAAGUUUUAGGGCUGGAGUUCUCUGAAGCUCUUCAGCUCUUCUGUCUCCAUGCUUUCGAGCAGACUCAUCCUUUUCUUGGUUUUGAAGACCUUUCAUGUCGUGCAGUGAAACUCGCAGGUGGUUUUCCUUUAUCCUUAAAAAGAUUAGGCUCCAGAUUUUCUGGUAGAAAGAAGGAUGAAUGGGAAGUGAUCUUGUUUGGAUACGAAAGAUCAACUGUUAACGGUGUUAUAAAUCCCGAAAAAAAUAGCCUGGAUGGGCUAUACGAAUACAGCUCUAUCAUGGAAACUUUUUCAAGUCAACCGAUUUCAAGCACAACAAGAAGUUUUGAAGACCUUGUGGGGAUGAAUCAUCGUAUGCAAGCUUUGUCGGCAUUGUUAGAGCUAGAAUCCGACAAAGAAGUUCGUGUAGUUGGAAUUUGGGGUACAGGAGGCAUUGGUAAAACAACUCUAUCAAGAUAUGCUUACGAGAGAAUCUCGCAGCAAUUCCACACCCAUGCUUUUCUAGAAAAUGCUCAAGAGAGCAGUUCAUCCUGUCUAGAAGAACGGUUUCUAUCCAAAGCUAUCCAAAGAGAAGCGCUUGCAGUAAGGAACUCUAAAGACUGUCCAGAAAUAAUGAAAUCAUUGAUUCAACACCGAAAAGUUCUGCUUAUAGUUGAUGAUGUGGAUAACGUCAAGACGUUAGAGGAAGUCUUCAAGAUCACCAGUUGGUUGGUCCCUGGAAGUAGAGUUAUUGUGACUGCACGAGAUGAGAGUUUUCUUCUGGCCAGUGGAGUGAAAUAUAUUUUUGAAGUUAAGGGCCUGAGAUUUGACCAAGCUCUUCAACUUUUCUAUCAAUUCGCUUUCAAGCAGAAAUCACCUCCGGUUCGUGUUUUGAAGAAAAGCAGAAUAAAGGUACAAUUUGAGUACCAGUCGAAUAGCCAUGGCAAGUAGAUGAACAACAUUAGUUUCCGUCAUAUAUUGCUGGCCUCUUUUCUGGUAUGUAUCGCCGUAUCGGACCACAUAACAAUCUGGUUACCCUGAAUCUCUGAUACAUAGCUAAGGAUGCUAAAUCGGGACUGGAAGUUGAAAAAUAAAUUGACGCCGCUGUAUUUGUGAUAAAACAUUGGAAUACUU